This is a messenger RNA of Dunckerocampus dactyliophorus (ringed pipefish), 5373 nucleotides long. It is a transcript of the gene spef2, whose product is annotated as sperm flagellar 2. Gene Ontology annotation, molecular function: calcium ion binding; protein binding. Lineage: Eukaryota; Metazoa; Chordata; Actinopteri; Syngnathiformes; Syngnathidae. The record is from RefSeq and is a predicted model, not a curated record. Gene Ontology annotation, cellular component: sperm midpiece; manchette. Gene Ontology annotation, biological process: sperm axoneme assembly. Bases 388 to 5262 code for a protein of 1624 amino acids. The transcript has 37 exons.
ACAACAUCAAGCCUUUCCUCCACCUGUUUCGUUCUGAAUUGUUUCAUUUGCUUAUCCGGUGUUGUUUUUCAGUCAAAAGCUUAGUUAGUCAUGACAAUUGCAACAAUUAAAAAGUGCUCAACAGCUCUGUUUUUUCUACCUAGAUGGACCACGUCGUGACGAAUCUGCAAAUCCGUAGCUCAAACUAAUGGCUUAACUGGAAUGGGAACUUCCCCGGGAAACCAGUUUCCAUGGAGCCACGCCGAGAUACGUUUGUUUACAUCCCAUCGACCACUCUUGGUGACGUUGAUGUCCUGACAGAUGUGUCCAAUUUGCUUCAAGUGUGACGUUCGAAAAGUAGCGGUAAUGGUACAGGUGUUAGAUUAAAGGCAACAAAAAGAAGCAAAUAUGUCGGAUAUAUUGUGCAAGUGGCUAAACGAGGAGCUUCGGCUGUCAAAAGUUGUCGAUCCAAAUACCUUUGCUAAGGAUUUCUCAAGUGGUUACCUCAUCGGUGAAGUUCUACAAAAAUAUGGGAUGCUUAAUGAUGUCAGCGUGUUCACAAAGACAGACACCUCCAUGUCCAAACUGAACAAUUUCACUCAUCUGGAGCCAACUCUCCAUCUGCUCGGCAUCUCCUUCGACCUGACCACAGCUCAAGGGCUGAUGCAGGAGAAGGUGGGCGUUGCCACUCAUCUGCUCUAUCAGCUCUACGUCUCACUGGAAAAGAAGAGGAAGUCUGAGAUGAGCAAGGCAACCAUGGAAAUUAUGCAGCCUGUGGCCAUCACUACCCUGCAGAAAAAAGAUCACCAAGUCUUCUCAGAUCGAUUCUCACACGUUUCGGGAAAACAUGAUGCAGAGGUGCUGCAGUUGCAGAAAAUGACUCAACACUACACUGACAAGAAACGCUAUCAGAUGGACGACAAGUCAGCCCAUGCAAAGAGUCAACACAGAGUCCAGGAUGAGAAGAGAGGCAUUCACAUGAGGAAGUUUAAUCGUCCAAAGUACAGUGACAUCAUCACGAUUCAAAACCAGGCCACUGAUGUCCAGGUGCCCAAGCCGCCUCCCUACUCUUCACUGGUCAACCUGAGGAGACAGAAGAGGCAUCAACGCAAAGAGCAACAAGCACAGAUAGUCGAGACUGAAAUUGCUCAGUUUGAGACAAACAGGAAGAAGCUGGCCACUUCAGGCUUUGCUUCUUCUUCAGGUGGUUUAGACGCUUCGCUGGCGAGCAGCACUCAAGGCUGUGGUAAAGGUGGAAAUGAACUGAUGCUCCAGUCCAGCAGUAAGUACAUUCAGGACAUCCGCCAGAGGUUGCAGGAGAAUGAAGCAGCUUCUGAGCAGAGAGAGAAGAGACGAAACAGAUGCCUGAUAGAGCAGCUCAAGGCCCACGAAGCUCAAGAGGAGAGAAGGCGAGAAGAGCAACUGGUGAGAUAUCUGACAGGCCAGACUCUGCAAGAGAAGCGUUUGGCAGUGCAGCUCCUCCAGAUGCGCAAGCAGAAGGAUGCGUUCCGGCAGAACCGCCUGCUCAAAGAGCAGCAGUUCCAGCAACAGAGGGAGAAGGAAUUCCGGGAAGCUCUGGAAAGGGAGGCGGCCCUGACCAGACAGGCUCAGCUGGACUGUGCAGAAGAGAUUCGGCUAGAGCUUGAAUUCUGCAAGAAGAUGGCUGAGGAGUGUGCACAGAACAGAUCCAAGAAGCAUUUUGAGAAGUGCAAAGAGAUUUUGGAGCAGAUUGUGGACUUGGCUACCAAAGUUGGAGAAUAUCGUCUGCUCACCGCAAAUUUAAUUCCAGCGAAGCUGAUGCUUGAAUGGAAGGAAUUGCUGUUAAAUGGGUUGCCUCUAUAUGAGCAGCCACGGCCCACAUCACCAGACCCCGUCGAGCUUCAGAAACAGGAGAUACUCAACAACCAGGACUAUGAUGAAUACACUAACAUGGUAGGAGAGUGGACGUGGCCAGAGGAAGCCGGGGAGACAUGCUCACUGCCGGGCCCCAACAUGAUUCUCAGACAUGUGCUCUUUAUUCUGAGGAGCAUGGCCUUGCCACCGCGCCCAUCAUCGUGUCCUGGAAAUAGGAUAAAGGCGUGUGUCUUGGGCAAGUUUUGCUCUGGCAAGACCACAUGCCUGAAGAAGAUUGCUGAAGAGCUGAACAUAUGUGUCCUGUCUGUGGACACACUAGUAAAACAGGCAUUAACUGCUCAUAAGAACGGAGAGGUCACAGAAAAUAAGGAAGACAUAGAGAAUAAAGUAUUCUCCAGAGUGUUUAAAUAUGGUCAAGAGGAAAUAUUGGACACACACUUGUCAGCCCGUGCAUUACUAGGAAGAGUUGCUGCAACAGAGCUGAGCAAAGGCAGUGUCAUACCUGAUGAACUAUUGGUGGACAUUUUGGUGGAGGCUAUAAGGCUUACUCCACCUGAGUCAGGCUGGAUCCUGGAUGGGUUUCCAGUCAACGUCGACCAGGCCUACCUGUUAGAGACAGCUCUUGCUUCUCUGGAUACAGAGAACGAAUUUAUGGGCAGAAAGAUAGACCUCCUCCUUGAUCCGAAUCCGCCGACACCCCCACCCCCGCCUCCAGUGCUGGACUUGGCUGUGGUGCUGAAUAUUCCCGAUCAUAGUGUGGCGAAGCGGGCUAUCCAUCAUGCUGAUAGACAUGCUGACACGACUGCUGACAAAAAACUGUAUGUGGCCCAGAUUCCACACAGGAUUGCAACUUUUCAGGACAACUGGCCCAAACUUCAGGAAUGGUUUGAGAGUGACGGGAGGAAAAGUAUUUUGAUGAAGGUAAAUGCAGAUGUACAGAAAGAAGAGCUUUACAGGAAUAUGAAGAAGCUCCUGCAGAAGACUAUCAUGCAAAAACUGGAAGCUCCUGCAGUGCCAUCUGUUGAUGAAGUUGCAUUGGAGAAGACAGUACCUGUAGAGACAUCCCGUCCUAUGACACCCGUGCAGAUAGAACAAACACCGACCGUCACAAAUGAAGCGGUCAAAAUCGAAGAGUCAGAAUCAAAACAAACAGAGGACAGAGAUCCAGAAGGUAAGGAGGUGUCUGCUGACGCAUUACCCGAUGAGGAGUUGCAAGAAGCCCCUCCUAUUUCUUCCUCACCUGGCCCGGGUUCACCUGGCUGGGUCUAUGUGGAUGAGCCGGUAUCCUUGGAUAAAUCUGAAUAUCUGUGUCAACAAUGGGAGGCGGUAUGUGAUUCCUAUGUGAGCAGUGUAAAGUCUGUCAUGGAAGAGCUGCGCAUGGAACGCACUAUUAUUGACCAUCACUUAUAUGAUGUCAGAGAGGAGUUCAGGCAGUACCUGGAGCGACCAGACCUAAAGCAGGAAUUAGUCUCUCAGUGGCAGAAGGACUACAACAGCAUCCCUGACGAUCUGAGGCAAAACGAGGAGACCAAAGCAGAGCUAAAUCAUCGUCUUGAUGACCUGCGAGAGCAUUUGUGGGACAUUGUUGACACGCACAAGGAAGACGAUGAGUCUCAACGGGCUGUGCUCAUAGGAGAGAAGUGGUUGGAGGAUCACACCAUAGUCCUUGUCAACCAUCAUUUAAGACUCAUACAGGUGGAAAUGAGCCGUUUUCAGAACACACGAAAUAUCCUGAGAGACUACUAUCUGAAUGCGGGUCAACAGGAUCACGUUGACUGCAUCACCUUCCUGGAAAAUUCGGAUAUGGGACCUGCAAGGGAAUUACCUGAGAUCCUGAUCUCCAAACAAGACGAGGCCUUUGCAGUCAUAUCUAAAAUGGUGUCAACAGAACCUCUGCAGGUGGACCUGAGGGCAAGAGAGUUGGAAUCAAUCCAAGAGAAGGAGAGGGCCCAAGAAAAGGACAAGGAGAAGGACAAGGAAAAGGAGAAAGAAAAGGACAAGUCAAACAAAAAGAAUAAAGGGUCCCCGUCUCCGCCUCCUGCACCCAGCCCCACACCGGCUGUUGAGACCCCCAAUGUGGAGAAGACUCCCGGAGCCGUCAGACAAGUCAAAAACAAACUAAUCAAAGAAUACACAGCCGCACUCAAGCAUGAAGAGAAUGCAGCAAAGGCUCGGAUAAAGCUUGCGAAGGGCCACGGGCUGACAUUGGUCAAUUCUCUGCAAAGCAGAGCUGAACAGCUCUUUAAUGACAUGCAGGACUGGUUAGAGGCCCAUUAUGUUGCUCAAAUGAAGAGUAUUGACCAACUAACAGAGGUGGUGCGCCACUACAUAGAGACUGCUCUUCAGCUUGAGAAUGAGUUGGUGCUGGAAAGUAUUGAUUUCUAUUUCAACGGAGACUCACAACUGGUGCCGAGUCCACCGACACAACCGAGUCCACUCGCAUCAGAGAAAGCAACACCAUCCAUGCUGACCAUUGUUCAGCUGAAGUCACUCUACAACUCUUUUUGUAACGAGGCUCCAUCAGGCUUCAUAUCCAAUUCUGAGUUCUUCCGUCUUAUCAGUGACAUGGUCCCUUUUAACACUCUACCCGAACCCUGGGUGAACAUGACUGAAACACAGCUGAACGAGAUCAUUUCUCUGCUCAUGAACGAGUCUAAGCAGAUAGACUGGCGCCAAUUCCUGCUCAGUGCUGCUCUCCCAUGGCCGUAUCCCACCCUCACAGCCCUGCUGGGUGCUCGCCAGCUUUUCAAGGCAGCAGACGCUGAUGGCACAGGGUAUAUAAGCGAGGAAGAAUAUCUGCAGACAGAGUUGUGGUUUCCCGGUGAAGACGCCUCUGAGCUUUCACAUCAUGAUCGCCUUGGGAAACUACACAAGUUCUUCUUCCAGCUGUUUGCCGACCACUCAGACACCCCGCCUCGUCUGGACUACAUGUCCAUGCUCCUGUACUUCACCUCUGAUCCAGAUCCCAAGCAGGGCUUCAUCAGAGCGCUGAGUGUAAUGACAGGGCUUCAUCUCAAGUACCCGCCAUCCGGCCCUCUUGUCACGUCUGAGACCAGCCCCGAAGAGGCCAUGGCGCUCAGCUCCUCAGAGUCCGAAAAAGAACACAAGGAGGACAUGGAAGAGGAAAAAGAAGAAGAAGAAGAAGAAGAAGAAGACCACUUGGAGGAGCAGCAAAUGUCCAUCCCUACUCUCCUUUCUGUCUUGUGCCCUGAAAUGAGCAGGAUGAAAAGUGGCCUGCCGCUUCCUCCAAGCCAAGAGGUGAACAAUGAGCAUCUGGUGCAGAUAUUCGCAGAUCUGGGCUACACGCCAGAGGAUUGUGUCCCCUUUUCGGUCCUCUUGAAGCAUUCUACAUUUCAGAACCUGAUAGAGAGCACGGACAAUCACGUGUUUGUCAACAUCCAUAAUGUGCUCCAGGCCCAUCAGCCAUGAGGGACUCAACAGUCUCCUAAUUGAUGACACAUAGAUCUAUUGUGCUUUUUUUCAAAAUAUAUAUGAUUUUGCUUGUAUUGGCUGAGCGUGCACUGUUUCCACAUGUCGACC